AUGUCGAUAGCAAUGGAAACAACACCAUUAUCAGUAUCAUCACCAUCAGGAGCUGAUUUAAGCUCUGAUAAAUCUUUGGAACAAUCACAACAUGCAUUACAAAUGCAAUUAUCAUCCUGUAGCGCUUCAACAACUCCUCCAUUACAGAAUACUUCGGAACAAUCCGGUGUUCUACAAUCUGACUUAACUACCAAUCUAUCGACUAUUCUAAAUGCUUCAAAAAACAAUGAUGAAGUUAAGAUUAAAAAUGGAAAUUCACCAGUAACUGAUGAUGACGCAAAUUCGAUGUUAGAACGUGAGCUUGAAGUUCAACAAAAAGCCUUUCAGAGGUUUACUUCCUCAUUAAACGAUCUCAGAUUUCGGUCAACAUUUCCAAUCAGUGUUUUCCCGCCAUUUUUGGCUGCUCUCCAGCAAAAUCCCUUAGCAUUACAUAAUCAAUUUGCGGCCGCUAGUGGUAAUCCGAGAAGCUCCGGUGUAUCACCUGGUCUAGAUGAUGAGGAUGAGAAUGAAGUGUUGGCAAGUGCCGAGCCAGAAGAUUUAACUAUUAACUUUCGUAAAGAGAAAAAAGAAUGCAUUGCGGGAGCUGGCGGAAGUACCGGUGAUGAUAAUGCGGAUUCGGAUGCUAGUGGACAACAAAACUGGUCAUAUGAAGAGCAAUUUAAACAAUUUAUCUAUUCAUCUAUCUUUCCGCCUGUCCAUCUGGCAGUACCUGUUAGAUUAAACAGUUGUGCAUUAUAUUAUUCAGCAGCGGUUUAA
Loa loa (African eye worm) is the source of this 756-nucleotide messenger RNA. RefSeq lists its product as hypothetical. The record is from RefSeq and is a predicted model, not a curated record. Lineage: Eukaryota; Metazoa; Nematoda; Chromadorea; Rhabditida; Onchocercidae. The transcript has 5 exons. The coding region runs from base 1 to 756 and encodes 251 amino acids.